AAAGCAGUGGCUACGCAUCAGCAAGUCUUGUCUUGUUUUCCCCCGGUACAAGACAUCCGCCAUUGUUGACUCUUCCACGUCCGACUAACAUAAAAUACUGUGUCUGCGCGAGCCCGGAAGAUCAAACGCGAAAUCAAGCUCGUUGAUGACCGUGUUCGCGAUCUUCACCAGCAAAAGUUGCUUGCUUUCUCUCGGUGCCAACCUUAAGAUUCCUCGGUCUCUCCUCCAGAAUUCUCGUUUCCAGACCUUUGAUUGUCUCCAGUGUACAGCAAGAAUGGCCAGGUCUGCAGUUGAUGAGACAUCGGAUUCUGGGGCUUUCCUGAGAACUGCAUCAACUUUCCGCAACUUCAUUUCACAAGACCCGAAUUCUCUGUUUUCUGCAGAACCUGGAAGAUACCAUCUUUACGUAUCAUAUGCUUGUCCUUGGGCUUGUAGAUGCCUCUCGUUCUUGAAGAUCAAGGGACUUGACAACGCCAUAAGCUUCAGUUCGGUUAAACCCAUAUGGGGAAGAACAAAGGAAAGCGACGAGCAUAUGGGAUGGGUGUUUCCUGAUUCAGAUAUCGAGGUCCCAGGAGCUGAUCCUGACAAUUUUAAUGGUGCAAAGAGUAUACGAGGGCUUUACGAGAUUGCUAGCCCGAAUUACGUGGGGAAGUACACCGUUCCUGUUCUGUGGGAUAAGAAGCUCAAGACUAUUGUCAACAACGAGAGUUCGGAGAUAAUCCGUAUGUUCAACACUGAGUUCAAUCAUAUCGCAGAAAACCCAGAUCUCGACCUGUAUCCUCUCCAUCUGCAAGCCACAAUCGACGAAACUAAUGAAUGGGUCUACAAUGCGAUAAACAACGGUGUUUACAAAUGCGGGUUUGCAAAGAAACAAGAGCCCUAUAACGAGGCGGUGAAACAGCUCUAUGAAGCACUGGACCGGUGCGAGGAAAUACUCACGAAACAGCGUUACAUCUGCGGAAACGCUUUAACCGAAGCGGAUGUCCGGUUAUUUGUCACCCUUAUAAGAUUCGACGAGGUAUACGUGGUGCAUUUCAAAUGCAACAAGAAACUGAUAAGGGAGUACAAGAAUCUGUACAACUACACAAAGGACGUGUUCCAGAUCGGUGGGAUGAGUGGAACGGUGAACAUGGAACAUAUAAAGCAGCAUUACUACGGCAGCCACCCUUCCAUCAACCCGUUCGGUAUCAUCCCUCUCGGACCAGACGUCGAUUACUCUUCCCCUCAUGACCGACACAGAUUCUCCUCCUAAGUCCAAAUCCAUCGUCUUGUCCUUUUUUUUUUACGCGAGCGUUUGUGUGCUAAGUCAUGUUCUGGUUUUUUUACGUUUUGUUGAAGGUUUUCUCAAUAAGUUGAUGUCUUGAUAAUGCGUCAUAUUUUCCUAAUGAAACGAGGAAAAUAUAUGAUGCAGUUUCACUAGCUAUAUAUUUGAAUAUAUACAUACACACUAUUUACUAUUCACAGAUCA
This is a messenger RNA of Tarenaya hassleriana, 1468 nucleotides long. Its product is annotated as glutathionyl-hydroquinone reductase YqjG. Gene Ontology annotation, molecular function: glutathione transferase activity. Lineage: Eukaryota; Viridiplantae; Streptophyta; Magnoliopsida; Brassicales; Cleomaceae. The record is from RefSeq and is a predicted model, not a curated record. The transcript has 5 exons. Gene Ontology annotation, cellular component: cytoplasm. Bases 146 to 1252 code for a protein of 368 amino acids.